Oreochromis aureus is the source of this 1890-nucleotide messenger RNA. RefSeq names its product SEC13 homolog, nuclear pore and COPII coat complex component (gene sec13). The record is from RefSeq and is a predicted model, not a curated record. Gene Ontology annotation, molecular function: structural molecule activity; protein binding. Gene Ontology annotation, biological process: protein import into nucleus; COPII-coated vesicle budding; positive regulation of TOR signaling. The transcript is spliced from 9 exons. Lineage: Eukaryota; Metazoa; Chordata; Actinopteri; Cichliformes; Cichlidae. Gene Ontology annotation, cellular component: COPII vesicle coat; nuclear pore outer ring. Bases 174 to 1136 code for a protein of 320 amino acids.
CGGAACCCUUGUUUACUGGUUGUUAUUUCCGCCGGUAUGAUGUGCGGUGGGACUCGGUGGGAAACGGUUAUCUUACUUGUUGCCACGUCGGAGUAGUCGGUGAAGCCGGGUUUCUUUUUUCUUAUAAAGGAGGAUUACUCGUGUUGUUCGGGGUUUCUGUGUCAGUCACGGUCAUGGUUUCCGUCAUUAACACCGUGGACACCUCUCAUGAGGACAUGAUUCACGAUGCCCAGAUGGACUACUACGGGACUCGGCUCGCCACCUGUUCUUCUGACCGCACCGUCAAGAUCUUUGACGUCAGAAACGGAGGGCAGAUCCUUGUGGCAGACCUCAGAGGCCACGAGGGUCCCGUGUGGCAGGUAGCGUGGGCUCAUCCAAUGUUCGGCAACAUCCUGGCUUCCUGUUCCUACGACCGAAAAGUCAUUAUUUGGAAAGAAGAGAACGGAUCCUGGGACAAGAUGUACGAGUACACCGGACACGAGUCGUCAGUGAACUCAGUCUGCUGGGGUCCAUAUGAGUUUGGUCUAAUCCUGGCCUGUGGCAGUUCAGACGGAGCAAUUUCCCUUCUCACGUUUACUGGAGAUCAGCAGUGGGACGUCAAGAAGAUCAGCAAUGCUCACACUAUUGGCUGCAACGCUGUAAGCUGGGCUCCCGCUAUAGUUCCAGGCAGUUUGAUUGAUCAGCCAUCGGGACAGAAGCCAAACUACGUCAAGCGCUUCGUCUCCGGAGGCUGCGACAACCUGGUCAAACUCUGGAAAGAGGAGGAUGGGCAGUGGAAGGAGGAUCAGAAGCUGGAGGCUCACAGUGAUUGGGUGAGAGAUGUUGGCUGGGCUCCAUCUAUUGGUCUUCCCACCAGCACCAUUGCCAGCUGCUCUCAGGAUGGACGAGUAUUUAUCUGGACGUGUGACGACCCUGCAGGCAACACCUGGACGGCCAAACUGCUCCACAAGUUCAACGAUGUGGUGUGGCACGUCAGCUGGUCGAUCACUGGAAAUAUACUGGCUGUUUCAGGAGGAGACAACAAGGUAACGCUGUGGAAGGAGUCGAUGGAUGGUCAGUGGGCGUGUAUCAGUGAUGUCAGCAAAGGCCAGGGCGCAGUCUCCACCAUCACAGACACACAGCAGAAUGAGCAGUGACCCUCGAAUAAAAAAAAACACACACACACCCAUUACCGUGACCCCUGACCCUUCGAUGAUGACCCUCAGCCUUCAGAGAUGAAAGAAUAAACAUGCUGGACAUUUGGACUGAAAACAAGACGCCCACAGUGAUGAAGCCUGGUCUAUAAUCUGAGUUUUAGGCUGAAAAUCAACAAGGAGAAUUUAUUAGAGGGAAAGAAACCAUUACAACUCAAAGAAUCACCGCUUUCUUUAUUUUUCCUUUGAAGUUUAAAAAUGCGGACAUAACUUUGUUCGUUUUGUCUUUAGCUUCAUCAAAGUUUAGUUCUUCCUGCUCUGCUCCAGAAACAUUCCACCUCCACUGCUGGAGAACAAAAUUACCAUCACCCUUAAUGCUCCCAGCAUCCUCAGGGGCAGCCGUCCUGACUUUCAACACUUUAUUCUAAUUACUGGUUCACUCAAAUUGGCUUUGAGUGAACCAAGAAAACUAUAAAAACAAAGCAGGUGAGCCCACCUUCACAUCUAAAACAAACUCUCAUGUUCUCAUAGUGAAACAAAACAUGACUUGACUGCCUGAUUUGGAUUUACAUUUAAUGAUAAGUGGAUAAAUGUUUUAUUCGGUAAAAUGUUUGCAGACUCUUUUCAGCUGUUAAAUGAAUCAUCUGCCUUAACAACCAUGAAUGGAGCGAUUGUUUUUCUCCAGGUGUAUAAUCAGAAUCCAUUGAUUUCUUUUUCAUGUUUGAUGUAAUUAAAUAACUGUUUAAUAUUAAAACAA